AAUUUGCCCGCCAACCAGAAAGAAAAUGAGAGGCUCUCAUCUUCAGACCCCGCAGAAGGAACAUCUAGUCCCAAUUCCCCGAUCCAAAUCUCUAUCCGACUACAAUACGAAGCAUCAAAAGAUCAGUAAAUGCUUGAAUUCUGUGUCUACUUCGGUUUCAGAAGAUGUCUUGCUCGAAUCACCCAAGGAUUCGAUAAAAUCUUCUUCGACGUCGGAGGUUUGUGUCGAUAAUCAACUCGGCGACUCUCCAGAAAUCAGUAAAUGUUUGGAUUCAGUGUCUACUUCGGUUUCAGAAGAUGUCAUGUUCGAAUCACCAAAGGAUUCAGUAAAAUCCUCUUUGACACUGGAGGCUUGUGUUGAUAAUCAACUGGCUGACUCUCCAGAAAGCUUGGCCACACCAUUGAAUCCAGACUUAUCACCUUUAUCGAAGACUAUUUCUGUAUUUGAUGUCACUCCAUUGUCUUCCACUAUCACUACUCACGAGGUCGAAGCAAACAGUCGCUCAGUUUCAGUCAGUUGUGUUGGACUAGGCAAAUCGACUUGUGUGAGAAUCAGUUCCGUGGAGGAAGAGAUGCUGGUGAAUCUUAUUAGAGAAGCUCGAACUCAGGUCCUGAAUUCAAAUGAUGUGGCUCUCCGAUCUAAGAAGCUUUUGGAUAGGCUAGUCAAGUUUAUGAUUGAGGAUUUCCAAUGUUUGCCUGAGGAGAGGGACUGGAUCAAUGAACUACCUUUGAAGAAAUGUCGUGUUGUGCUUUUGAGUUUCGUGCUAUGGAUCUUAGCAGUGUUGAUGCUUUUCUCCUUCAGUUCAGAUGGCCAAGGCUCUUUAUAUGGACCACCACCAACCUAGAGUUCUUUUCUGAGGCAUAUUAUACAGCAGAUUGGUUGAUAUGGUAAGAUCUUUUGUUGUUAGGCUUGAUUGAUCCUCUUUAUGAUUUGAGAUGCAUUUACUAUAUAGUGCUGAAAAUUUGACGUGAUACUGUAAAUACUGCCUGAAGUUUGCG
Molecule: messenger RNA, 998 nt
Organism: Ilex paraguariensis (yerba mate)
Lineage: Eukaryota; Viridiplantae; Streptophyta; Magnoliopsida; Aquifoliales; Aquifoliaceae
Source: the annotation of a GenBank genome assembly